AUGAAAACCAAAUGUGUUAUAUGGAAAACAACAGACAACACGAACAACGAAACAACGAACUACAUACAAGCAACGAAAAACAAAAAAAAAACAAAACAAAUUCAUUUCAUUGAGUAUGCGAAAUUUGCUUGGCUCAGUCUCGCGUGUGCAGCUCGUCCGGCAGGUUCGGCUGUCCAUGUGACUGAACGAUCAACAGGCCAAAAGCAAAUAACAAAAGCCAAAAAAAAUACAAGCGAACGCUCUCUUCCAUCCAUCCAUUCAUCAUCUGUUUGCCAUACACGUAACGUACCUGGCCACCACGAUCUCUCACGAUCGCGAUCUCGAUCUCUCAGCAAAGUCGAACAAACAGUGGCAUUCAACAUGAUGCGAGGCACGGUGUUGGCUUUGGGCCUGCUGCUCGUCCAAUUUGCUGCCACAGGUUUGGCCGUUAAAUGCUAUGAAUGCGAUUCCGAAAACGAUUUGAAUUGCGGCAGUGAAUUUCAAGCUGAAGAUAUUGCCAAAACCGAUUGCGAUGCCGUUGAAUUGCCUCAGGAAAUACGCGAAAUCUAUAUACAAAAGCCGGACACCGCUUGUCUGAUCAAAUACUAUCGGGAUCUGCCCGAGAAUCCGCUUUUCGUGCGUCGUUCCUGCACAUUUGGUGAUUUUUCCGUCUGUGACGAACAACCGGAUCCAGUGAUGCCGCAUCUGAGUUUUCUGGGCUGUCAAUUCUGCCACACAGAUCUGUGCAACAAUGCCGCAAUUAUCCGACGAUCCAUUGUCAGCGUAAUGCUGUUGUUGCUACUCGGCAAUUUACUCAAUUAACGAUACAAUUUGAUGAAUACUUAAUAGUUUUUUUUUUUUCAACAUUUUUCAGUUUAUUUGAUUUAGUUGUUUUUUGGUUUUAUACAUCCACUAAAAUGAUUUAACAUACAUAUAUUAUUAUAUAUAUUUAUAAUAUAGAAUUGGGGCAUAUUCAAUUAUAUUCUUGUUUACUGUAUGUGUGUUUGUUUGUGUGAGUGUAUGUGUCAUUAAAUAAAAUACAAAUAAUAAUAAUAAUCAUAAAAGUAAACAACACGCUCUUUAAUUCAAAUAGCAAACAUCGCAUCGCAUAGUUCAUAAAUAUGUACGUACGUAUGUAUAUAGUAUAUUCAUUUUUUGUAUAUAUCAGUAUUAAUAAUAGUAUUUAUAUAUAUAUUGUUGUUAUCAUCAAUGAUGCAUCACUAGAUGUACCAUAUAAUGGUUGGUUAUUGUACGAAAAUCGAAACCUAACAACAACUACACAUAGAAGAACAAACAGUGUAAACAAUUGUAUAUACAAAAGAUAAUGAAUUAGUUGAUUGUUUUUUUUUCUUCUCUCUCUCUCUCUCUUUUCUCUUUUAUGUGCUUGCUUGCUUGCUUGUUUGUUUGUUUGUCUGCCAAAUACUGAUCAAAUGAGCAAGUCUCAUCAUCUACAUAUAUCUUUUUCUUCUUCUUCGCUCACAAACACAAAGAUUAUCAACAAUAUGAAUAUAGUCAACCAAGUAAAGUAAAACUUUUAUCAACAGCGCAGAAACAAGUAACAAAUAGAUAUAUAUACUAUAUAUAUUUAUAAAUCUUUCAUAUCGUUUUGUCAUAUUUUUGUGUUGAUCAAACUUUUCAACUAGGCUAUUAUAUCGUCUAUUAUAGCGAUUAAUAUAUUGUUUUUUGUUUUGUUUGUAAUGCUGCUUACAUACACAUUUCAUUAACAACACAGAGAGUUUAAUAUACAAAAAAAAAGCUAAAAUUAUGUAUUAAUAUAAAUAUUUUCUUGUUUAUAUAUGAUGCUGCCACAUAUCUUAAACUGUGCCUUCAACAUUGCAACUGCAACAUGCCUCGGAAAAGUGUUAAAAGUGUGUAUGUGUGUGUGUGUAGGGAAAUCCUUUUGCAUGUGGAGGACCAGCUCCAAAAUGUGUGUUUAGAAAGCAAUUGCUAUGCGCUUCAUGUGAACUAAAAUUGAGUAGCGCAUAGAAUUUUUGUUUUUGAGUCUCUUGAGGCAGCUGCAGCCACAAAUUGCAAUCAGUUUAAGAUACACUCUUCUCUUUUUCGUUUUUUUGGCAUAAUUUAUAAUUCUAUGUUGUAAUUGUAAUUUCUAUAUAGUAAAUAUUUAUUCUGUAUUCGUUGUGUUAAACUAUCAGAUUGUAACAAUUCGCUUGAGUAGUGCAAAGAGCAGUCGCUAAAUGGGCGUGCCAAAGACUCCUUUUUUCUUUAACAUUGUGCACAACAUGUUGAAUUUUCGUUUUUCUUGACUAGAAAAAUUAAAAAGAAUUUGUUGUUUUUUUUGUGUUUGUUUUUGGGAAAAAACACACAAAAUGAGAAGGGAUUGAAAAUUGUUUGUUGAAUUGAGUACAAAAAUUGAGCGUUGAGCAAUGCGUUAAUGGAAUGAAUCUUAAAUAAUCAUUUGAAUUUGUUGCAGCUAUUUAAGCUUAAGCUUUAGCUUUGGAUAUGGAGCAUAAAUGAGAUCAAUAUGACAUGUGUGUGCACAACAUUCCCCACCGACCCCCAUUAUAUCUGCCUUAUCUGAACUGAAUUGCAGUUAUUUUGUUUUUCAAUUUGCAUUUUUUGCACGCCCAAAUAGCUUCAAUGUGUUUGGUUUAUAAUAGUUGAUUUGAUUGCGAUUGGGAUUUUGUUUAUAUGGAUGUACGUAACUAUUACACUGCACUGCACGUUUAGGGUAGCUAACAAUCAAUCAAGUUCUUU
This is a messenger RNA of Drosophila sulfurigaster albostrigata, 2694 nucleotides long. RefSeq lists its product as uncharacterized. Gene Ontology annotation, biological process: sleep; positive regulation of voltage-gated potassium channel activity; regulation of synaptic transmission, cholinergic. The transcript has 3 exons. Lineage: Eukaryota; Metazoa; Arthropoda; Insecta; Diptera; Drosophilidae. The record is from RefSeq and is a predicted model, not a curated record. The coding region runs from base 1 to 801 and encodes 266 amino acids.